Neogale vison (American mink) is the source of this 1011-nucleotide messenger RNA. RefSeq names its product oligodendrocyte transcription factor 2 (gene OLIG2). The record is from RefSeq and is a predicted model, not a curated record. Lineage: Eukaryota; Metazoa; Chordata; Mammalia; Carnivora; Mustelidae. Gene Ontology annotation, biological process: neuron differentiation; regulation of DNA-templated transcription; oligodendrocyte differentiation. The coding region runs from base 40 to 1011 and encodes 323 amino acids. The transcript has a single exon. Gene Ontology annotation, molecular function: DNA-binding transcription factor activity; protein dimerization activity.
GGGCGGACCCUGCGAAAGCUGCGACUACCUUUCGGGGCCAUGGACUCGGACGCCAGCCUGGUGUCCAGUCGCCCGUCGUCGCCAGAGCCCGAUGACCUUUUUCUGCCGGCUCGGAGCAAAGGCAGCGGAGGCAGCGGCUUCACGGGCGGCACAGUGUCCUCGUCUACGCCGAGCGACUGCCCGCCGGAGCUGAGCGCAGAGCUGCGCGGCGCUAUGGGCGCGGCGGGCGCGCACCCCGGGGACAAGCUGGGCGGCGGCGGCUUCAAGUCAUCCUCGUCCAGCACUUCGUCGUCCACUUCCUCAGCGGCCGCGUCGUCCACCAAGAAGGACAAGAAGCAGAUGACAGAGCCCGAGCUGCAGCAGCUACGCCUCAAGAUCAACAGCCGCGAGCGCAAGCGCAUGCACGACCUCAACAUCGCCAUGGACGGGCUGCGCGAGGUCAUGCCUUACGCGCACGGCCCGUCGGUGCGCAAGCUCUCCAAGAUCGCCACGCUGCUGCUGGCGCGCAACUACAUCCUCAUGCUCACCAACUCGCUGGAGGAGAUGAAGCGACUGGUGAGCGAGAUCUACGGCGGCCACCACGCCGGCUUCCACCCGUCCGCCUGCGGUGGCCUGGCGCACUCGGCGCCCCUGCCCGCCGCCACGGCGCAUCCCGGGGCCGCCGCGCACGCUGCACACCACCCCGCGGUUCACCACCCCAUCCUGCCUCCCGCCGCGGCCGCCGCCGCGGCCGCCGCCGCCGCGGCCGCAGUGUCCAGUGCCUCCCUGCCUGGCUCCGGCCUGUCGUCGGUCGGCUCCAUCCGGCCCCCGCACGGCCUGCUCAAGUCCCCGGCGGCGGCGGCGGCGGCCCCUCUGGGGGGCGGGGGCGGCGGCAGCGGGGGCAGCGGCGGCUUCCAGCACUGGGGCGGCAUGCCCUGUCCCUGCAGCAUGUGCCAGGUGCCGCCACCGCAUCACCACGUGUCGGCCAUGGGCGCCGGCAGCCUGCAGCGCCUCACCUCCGACGCCAAGUGA